AUGGCCACCACUCUAUUGCCCGAUCUGGGAGACAUCGCCAGGCUCAGCUACCGAGACGCCUUCGUCCGCGCCGUAGCCGAGCAGCGCACCCGCCCGCUCAUUCUCCCGUACGCCCUGCUGGGCUCUUUCGUCCUGACGCCGCUCUGGCUCGCCGUACCACACACCAAGCGACCCUGGCUUUACCGCACCCGAUGGCUCGUCGCCGGCCUCGUCGUCGGCUUGAACCUCGACCUGAUUUGCUCGGUGAGCAGCUACAACGUCGCCUGCGCCUAUGGAGCCGGUCUCAUGGGCUCCUGGGGCAUUCUGUCCAAUCUCCAUCUGCUCGUUUGGUCCCGGCCGCAGUUUGACGCUGCUAGGGCUGUGUUGCUUCCCCGAGGAGGGAAUAGAGACAACAGAGACAACAGAGAGAACAGAGGUGACAGAGGCGACAUGAUGCGCAGCUCCUCCAAACUCAACGGUGAGGGUCCGCGGAGAAAUGGGCUGCGACAACGCACAACAGACCCCGUCGCUAUAUCCGGAACCCAUAUCCAUGCCACCUCCAAGAUAUCCCGAGAUGACGGCGACAACUCGCAACACGAGGAGCCCGACUACGUCUGGCAGACAUUUCCCGACCACGGCUCAUUCCUGCAGCGCCUCAACUGGUCCAUGGAUCUCGUCACCAACUUCAGGUGCAUAGGCUGGAACUGUUCUAUCCGCUCCGUUCCCCUGCCGCAGAUCCCUGCUCGCAUCCGGUCCGGGGACCCUGUCUCGCUCGAUAGCAUGCCUGUCGUCUCCAGGAGCGGAUACCGUCGCAGCCUUACGAAGUCCGAGUUUAUUUGGUCCCGCCUUGGGACCGUCACCGUCCUGUAUCUGGCGCUCGACUUCCUCGCCGUCUCUGGCAUGAAAGAUCCUCACUGCAUCUUCGGCCCCGAGCGGAGUAGCGGCCACGAGCUGCCUUCUUUUUUGAGUCUGCUACCCCCCUGGGCCUUGGCCACCUACCGUGAGUUGUUCGCUCUAUCCGGCAUCUUCGCUGCCAUCGGCGCCAUCUUCAACCUCCACGACCUAUUCCAGUAUUUCAUCUUUUCUCAUAUAUUCCCUAUGCGUGGAGAACUCUGGCAGUACACCUCCAUUUUUGGUUCCUUCUCCCAGGUCUUCGAUAGAGGCCUGGCUGGCUGGUGGGGAUCCUGCUGGCAUCAGACCUUCCGGUUGCAAUUCAGCUCUCCAGCCGCCUAUCUCAUCAGAAAUGGCUACUUGUCAAAGGGUACCCUGACUGCCCAGAUCGUCACCAUGUAUGUGUGCUUUUUCCAGUCGGGCCUGCUCCAUGCAUCAGGGAGCCAGUCUUCCAUGCCCAAGACCAAGAUCUGGCGCUCUCCAGCGUUUUUCCUCCUCCAGCCUCCAGGCAUUAUGAUCCAGAAUUCUUUGAACUGCAUCAUCGACACCUACCUUCCCCGUCUCCCCAAAAUGCUCCGUCAGAUCUUCAAUUUGGUGUUUACCGUCGCUUGGCUACAGAUGACCGCCCACCUAUUCUGCGACGACAUUGCGUCGACGGGACUCUGGCUCCUCGAGCCUAUUCCUAUAUCUCCUUUCCGCUUUUUUGGUUUCGGUCAUCCUAAUGACCAUUGGUGGCGAUGGAACCAGCAGCAGUUCCCGAAGUGGUAUUCAGGAGACCAUUGGUGGACCACUGGUUUACAGAUUUAA
Messenger RNA from Ilyonectria robusta, 1677 nucleotides. RefSeq lists its product as uncharacterized. Gene Ontology annotation, biological process: lipid metabolic process. The transcript has 2 exons. NCBI's taxonomy places the organism in Eukaryota, Fungi, Ascomycota, Sordariomycetes, Hypocreales, Nectriaceae. Bases 1 to 1677 code for a protein of 558 amino acids. The record is from RefSeq and is a predicted model, not a curated record.